AUGGAACAAUCUUUGCUUGGUUCAUGUGACCAACAGUCCAGGGAUGUGCUCUCUACACUGAGCUUCUCAGAGAAUAAAUUAAUAAAUCGACCAGAUUAUGAAAGUGAUGAACUUGAUAACAAUGAAAUUAUUGAUCAAAUGCAGUUGAUGCACGAUGACAAAAGCAUCAACCACCAAAAUACAUCAUUAUUGGAUGAUGGCAACCAAUAUAAAAGGGUUAACAACCAUGGAGGACGAAUUAGUGACUGCAAUGAGGAUGCCUUGAUGAGCGACAUUACCAUUGAGUUAAUGAUGAGUUCGACCUCAACUGAUAACUUGAAAUCUUGUUCAGCUAAUUUAAACUUUCAGGUUUGUAAUUCAACAUCUAAAAAUGGAACACGAUUUUUUUCAGAUAAUGAAGCAUUAGAAAAAACAUCAAGUUUAUGUGAGAAUGUUCUGCUGCAUGAUGCAAAGCACAGUAGCCAGUUUGAUGAUGUUAAUUUAGAAUCUAAUGAUGCCAAACAGGAUCGAGACAGUACAUCUGAUGAUGAUUUGUUGAAUGAACUGGAAAGAGUUGUGUUAGGAAAUUUGGCUGAACCAGCUUCAACUCUACAUAGCUCCAACAUUUACAACUCUGGUAACAAUAUUGACAUGAGUGUAUCUGAAUCAUCAAGCGACAUAUCUAUCAAUUUAUCAGCUCAGUCAACAGCAGUUAAAGAUCUUGAAACUCUAACCAAAAAAUACAAUGCCCUCAUGAUGAGAUUAAAUCACACUACAGAGGAAAGAAAGAGCCUGGAGAUUGUUAACAUCAACUUGGAAAGGAAAAUUGAUGUGAUGGUCAAGAAUCAUGAGAUGGAACAAAAAGAAUUACAAGAUCGCUUAAUUGAGCAAGAUCGAAGUUUUGAAGAAUUGAAAGAGAAGUUGAUGAGACAGCUGACAUUAUGUAAGAAGGACAACUUUGACAGCAGUCAGGACCAUCUGCUGCAACUAGAUUUGAUGAACAAGAAACUGGAUGAAGCAAGGAGAGAGAAGGAUGAAGUCGUGGUGAGAUUUGCACAGGCAGAACAGAAAAACAUGGAGUUGCUGGAGAGAGCGCAGAAAGCCGAGAACAAAGUGAAAGAGUGGGCGAAGGAGAGGGAGACUGCCCUGGCCAGGUGGAAGGUCAUGAAGGAGGAGAACAAGAGGGCAUUUGAUAUCUGUGAUGUCCAGAAAGCAGAAAUCUUGCAGUUAAAGAAAGAAAAUGAGAAAUUGAAGGAAGCUGAGUCAUCCUGUGAUGUUAAGAUAAAAUGGCACAUGAACAAAUUGAAAACAGAACAAGACAGCCACAAGGAGACAGUCACAAAGUUGUCUGAUUCCACAAAUUUGGUGAAUGAAUUGAAGAAUGAAGCUACCAUCCUAUCAGAAACAGUUCGAAAUAUGUUCAAUGUUCUUAAGGAGCUUUUCCCUCAACAAACAAUUGCGCAAUUGGCCUCUCUACCAAAAAUCGACGUUACUAAUUUAUGCCAAGCCUUCCAAUCCAUUAAGAAGGAUCUGAUGACUUUGCUCUGGAAGCAGAAGGAAAUUAUCCACUGUUUGGAACUGGAGCACAAGACUCAGCAAGAGGAGGUGACCUCAUUACAUCAGCAACUGACUGUGCAGCGUGAGAACAACACUGACUUGCAGCAUAAGAUCAGUGAGCUACAGAACAUGGGAGAUGACUAUGCAAGAUUGAAGUCAGAACUGAGCACAGCAACUGUCAGAUUGUCGGAACUGGAGUCAUCCCAUGCAGACCUUACCAAUGAGCUGGCACUAAGCAAGUUGAGGGAGGAUGAAAACUUGAAGUUCAACAGCAAAUUAUCGCAAAUCAAUUCUGAAUUGCAGGCAUCGCGUGACAAGAUGGAGGUUGAAUUGGAAUUUGCCACAAAGAAUUUGACAUUACUUGAAGAGAAAUGUUCCUCACUGGAUGAACAAGUUAAAGAGCUGAUGAUCGCAAAGGAGAGAUUGAAUUCUGAUCAUGUGACACAGAUAGAAGAACUGAAAGUGAAACUGGAGGAAUCCCAAGCAAAAGUCGAGGCUCUGAAUUUGAAAUUGAAGGAGAUUGAGGAUGACAUGAAGAUAAGCACUAGAAAGCACAAUGCAAUCAUUAAGGACUUAAGAAGACAGUUGCAAAGUCGAAGGCCUAUAAAUGGAGCUGAAGAAUUUUCACAAAAUGGCAAACUUGGGGAUAGGGACAACAACUCUUUGUGCUCCUGGCGUUCUCAUGGUGGGUCUUCACUUUCAUUGGAUGCCAUAACUGCCAAUCAAACGGUUUCUUCUCCACCUAUCGUCCAAUCAAAUCAUUCUAAGCAUGGGACUUCUAAUGAGCAGCAGCAGUUACAGCAGCCAGCAAAUUUUAAUAACGUUGAGAACAGUGUCGAUGAAAGGAUCCAGCAACUGCAACAACAUCUGAGGAGGAAGGCUGGAAGAAUUGAGUUCUUGAAGGAACAUGUGGCACAGCUGACUGAGGAAUUGCAUAGAAAAUCCAAGAUAAUUAGGGAAUAUGCAAUAAGAGUCGAUGCAGCAUCUUUGGUGCCAGAGUCUUCGGACAGGAAUAAAGCCCUGCUUGCUAGCAAGGGUGGUACAACAAUGGCAUCCAUUUUCGGCUCCAACCACACUGAUGGCUCCAUGUCCAUGGCACUCUCUAUUGAAAUCAACAGGAAGCUGCAAGCUCUUGUCGAGGACACACUCUUGAAAAAUAUUAAACUUAAGGAAUGCAUGGACACACUGGGACAGGAAAUAGAUUGGCUAACCAAAGAUAACAAAUCUCUCAGGGCCCAACUCAGCAACCUGGAGAAGAAUCUGGCAGACGAUAAUAACAGAGAUUUGGCUACCAACGGAAAUAGCACUAACAAUUGCGUUCAAGAUGAUGACAUCGUUAAAGAUGAAGUAUUGAGCACAUGUAGAAAGUUGAUCGUAACAUUUUUUGUACACAAGUUUCAACGCCAUUAUAUAUUUUCCUUGCACUUAGAAAAAAAAUCAGUGACUAUCAAGUUGUGA
Helobdella robusta is the source of this 2994-nucleotide messenger RNA. RefSeq lists its product as hypothetical. The record is from RefSeq and is a predicted model, not a curated record. Bases 1 to 2994 code for a protein of 997 amino acids. The transcript has 18 exons. Gene Ontology annotation, molecular function: small GTPase binding. Gene Ontology annotation, cellular component: trans-Golgi network. Lineage: Eukaryota; Metazoa; Annelida; Clitellata; Rhynchobdellida; Glossiphoniidae. Gene Ontology annotation, biological process: vesicle cytoskeletal trafficking.